GCGACAUUGGAGUUCCUGGUGCAGAAAGUACCAGAAUUGCCCAACCUGGCGCUUACGGCCCUAAAGGCGAAAAAGGCGAUACUGGCUGGCCUGGAUCUAGAGGCAUUGACGGAAGGGCUAGUUAUAUGCCCCCUCAAAAAGGCGAUUCUGGAGAUGACGGCCAAAGAGGUUUGGACGGAAUCAAUGGAAAAGAUGGGCGGGUUGGAGCUCCUGGAAUAAAAGGACUACCUUCAGCCCUAGCUCAACGCGGAGAUCCCGGCGAUAGGGGAGAACCGUCGCCUAUCAAUUUGAUACCUGGACCUAGAGGUGAACCAGGUCAACCUGGAACAAAUGGAGUCAAAGGAAGGAGAGGCGAUAGUGGGCGUUAUGGAAUAGGCGGAAGAAUGGGUUUAGCCGGACAAAAAGGAGCCAGAGGUCCUAAAGGCGAGAACGGAACAGUUUUCAAUUACACCUGCACUGCUGAGGAGCUCAACCGAAAAGGGGAACGUGGAGAAAAAG
Messenger RNA from Rhagoletis zephyria (snowberry fruit fly), 498 nucleotides. Lineage: Eukaryota; Metazoa; Arthropoda; Insecta; Diptera; Tephritidae. The record is from RefSeq and is a predicted model, not a curated record.